UCCCGACAAAGUUAUCUCCAAGUGCAUAAAAGAACACAUUCUGGAGAGAAACCCUACAAAUGUAAUCAAUGUGAUAAAGUCUUUUCACGACACAGUAAUCUCCGAGUACAUAAAAGAACACAUAAUGGAGAAAAACCCUACAAAUGUAAUCAAUGUGGUAAGGACUUUUCACAAAAAGGUCAUCUCCAAAUACAUGAAAGAACACAUACUGGAGAGAAACCCUACAAAUGUAAUCAAUGUAAUAAAGACUUUUCACGACAUGGUCAUCUCAAAAUUCAUGAAAGAACACAUACUGGAGAGAAACCCUAUGAAUGUAAUCAAUGUGGUAAAGCCUUUUCAUGUUCCAGUAGUCUGCGAAUACAUGAAAGAACACAUACUGGAGAGAAACCCUACACAUGUAAUCUAUGUGAUAAAGCCUUUUUACUACAUAGUCAUCUCCAAAGGCAUGAAAGAACCCAUACAGGAGAGAAACCCUAUGAAUGUAAUCAAUGUGGGAAAGCCUUUGCCUGUGCCAGUAGUCUCCAAAUACAUAAAAAAACACAUUCUGGGGAGAGACCCCUUAAUUGUAAUCAAUGUGGUAAAGCCUUUGCAUGUCCUGGUAGUCUCCAAAUACAUAAAAGAACACAUUCUAAAUAGAAUCCCUUUGAAUGUAAUUGUGGUAAAGUGCUUAUAAGACACAGGAAAUCUCUGAACACAUAGAAGAACACAUACUGGAGAAAAACCCUAUGAAUGUCAUCAAUGUGGUAAAGCCUUUGCGUGAAUCAGCAGUCUGAAAUCAUGAGAAAAUACUGCAGAGAAACCCUAUAAAUGUACUGAGUGUAGUAAAGUUUUGCAUGUCAUGGUAGUCUUUAUACAAGAGUAAGACUUGUAGUGUAUAAUUAGUCGCUUAAAACCUUUGCAUUUUACAGUAGUCUCUGAGGGCCUGACAAAAUUAAUACUGAAGGAAAUCUGGCCAUAAAGGGUUUGGUAAAAUCUUUCAUGUGGACAAAAGACCUGUGAAUUUAAAUGAUAAAGUUUUCAUUUUCUAUUCUACAGUUCAAUUACAUGCUAUAAGGCAUCCAGGUGUAACACUUAAUGCAUGUGUAGUAGUAUUUCCUUGUCUAUUGCUGUGAUAAAACGUGAUAUCUAAGUCUACUCAUGAAAGAGUUGGCCAUUGGGUCCAGAAGGGUAUAGAAUCACAAUGAAAGUGGCAUGGCAACAAGUUUCAAACACGGCAGCUGCAGCAGAAUGCUAAGAACUGUCAUCUUCCACCUACAACAUGAAGGUGAAAGUCAAACUGGAAAUGGUGUGGAUGUGAAUUCUCAUGCUCACACCCAGGUACUUAUUUCUUCCAGCAGGGCAUGCAUUACCCAGAUCUUUCCAAAUGAUACCACCAACUGAGCAGGAAUGAUUUCUCUAACUGCAAGCCUCCAUGCUUGCUCUGCUUGCUUUCUGUUACAUAAGUCAGUUCAUGAUGAAGAAAACUCUGUAAGUGAGCCUUUUGAUUCUUCAACACCUGGGUUAUAGGAAUAAAUCCUUAAGGGAGAAAAACAUUCUUGAGUGAAAAUCUCAUUGUUAAAAAUUUGUUUUAAUUGUGUGAUCUCAAUGUGUCUUUACUGUGUGCAUGGUGAUUCCCCAAAAAUGUAUACCCUUGGCUCUCCUUUUAGCUGGAAUUACAGAAAGUUGUUAAAAACCUGACCUUUUUCCUGGGAAUGAGCUUCUUAUAACUACUUGGCCAUGUCUCUCAGCCUGUAGAUAUUUAAAAGCCUUUAUAUUUCAUGUUGAUGUCAGGAAAUAGGAAAUAAUUCCUACAAGAGAAAAACCCUACUCAGGUAAAUGAUUUGAUAGAAACUUGACAUCACAGUUUUCUUCAAUUUCAAGAAAACAAUCUUGUUUCAUUUCUUUUUCAUCAUUCCUUGAAGGAAGCACAUAGUAUUUAACAUGUUCACUCAAGACAGAUUGUGGAGAUCACUGCAUUGUUUCUAUUUUUGCAACAUUUGAGUUAUGUAUUAAAGUGUGCUAUAAGUGUGGCAAAUCCAUUUAGUGAAGUUUAUAUUUUUGUCCUUUUAUUCUUUCUUUGACUUCUGUUCAUCUUCUGUUGUGCUUUCACUUAGUAAUAGGUAUUUUUCUAUUGCAAUGUAUAGAAUGGGAUGUCCAUCGUCUAAGUGGUCCAUUGUUUAUUUAAAUAUCUGGAAGUUUGUGAUCAUCCUUUUCAAGUGAGAGUGCUUGUGAAAGGGUGGUAAGUUGUUCUGUUUUUCAUAUUUUCAUAAAUUCCCUUGAUGAUGUUUAUUAUCAGCCUGGCUUCAAUGUCAGUAAUUAGUCAGGGAUACAUUUGAACUCAUGAUACUUGUGUCACUCUGAUGAGUACAAGUACAACAAUAGAUGAUAUACCCCAAUGUAUGCUGUUCUGUUACCAUGUUUUAACAUUAAUGUUAUAAUGUUUAAAUAAAAGUAUAAGAAACAUUAAAUACUUCAUAUAUAUCCAAAGCUGUAUAUUCAUAUAUGUGGUAGAAAUGUAAUAAUGUAGCAUAAUCAGCAAUCAACUGUACUUCACAACGUAGUUUCAUGUACUAUGGAUAUGUAUACAUUAUUUGACAUUCCAAGUGUCUUCAUGCCCCAUUAGUUAUCCAUUUGAGACUUCCUCUAUAACUACUGUGUUCUAAGGAAAUUAUCCAGAGAUGCCAAAUAAUGUACUGAAAAAAAUUCUGGUGUGUGUGUGUGUGUGUGUGUGUGUGUGUGUGUGUGUGUGUG
This is a messenger RNA of Peromyscus maniculatus bairdii (prairie deer mouse), 2730 nucleotides long. The record is from RefSeq and is a predicted model, not a curated record. NCBI's taxonomy places the organism in Eukaryota, Metazoa, Chordata, Mammalia, Rodentia, Cricetidae.